Molecule: messenger RNA, 2193 nt
Organism: Syngnathus acus (greater pipefish)
Lineage: Eukaryota; Metazoa; Chordata; Actinopteri; Syngnathiformes; Syngnathidae
Gene: leo1
Product: LEO1 homolog, Paf1/RNA polymerase II complex component
Exons: 14
Coding region: 84-2048 (654 amino acids)
Biological process (GO): transcription elongation by RNA polymerase II; positive regulation of transcription elongation by RNA polymerase II
Cellular component (GO): nucleus; Cdc73/Paf1 complex
Molecular function (GO): RNA polymerase II C-terminal domain phosphoserine binding
Source: RefSeq, a predicted model, not a curated record
CUGAGGUCCCCAGCGUGACCACGGAAGUUGAAUCUGUCUUCCUAAAUACUUCCGGUAGGUCACAUUUCCACGGUUUUGGAAGAAUGGCGGAUAUGGACGAACUAUUCGGUAGUGAUGGAGACAGCGAUAAUGAUCAACGAGAUUCUGCUUCAGGCUCCGGUUCUGACUCUGAGCAAGAGCGACCUCGUUCUGCCAGCAACGCAUCUGGCAGUGGUAGUGACAGUGAGAGAGAACGAGAUGACGACGACGAAGAUGAAGGCCAGGAGGGUGGAAAACCCAGUAUAAAUAAGGAACUGUUUGGAGACGACAGUGAGGAAGAGCACAGUCAACACAGUGGCAGCGGACGUAGCGACAACCAGUCUGAGCGAUCGGGCAACCAGUCCGACGCCAGCGUGCACUCGGAUCAGGCUGAGAACGAACACUCUGAUGCAGAGCAGCACAGUGGCUCGGAGCGUGGCCAUCGAGACGAUGAGGAGGAGGAUGAGGAAGAUGGAGGCCGCCGCUCAGAUGGCGGAAGCCCGGCAGGCAGUGGGAUGUCUGGAGGGGGGAGUCCUCGCUCUGAGAGGGGCAGCAUCCGCUCUGACAGAAGCAUUCACAGUGACCUUGGAACCCCGCGGUCGGGUGGGGCCACCCCUCACUCUGAUGGAGAAGGGUCAGGCCAGGAGAAUCAUUCUGAUGAUGAGAAGUGGGACGGCAGGGUUAAGAGUGACCAAUCAGAAGACGAAGAGGAGAAACGGCAAUACUCGGACGAAGAAAGGGAUAAUUCAGACGAUGAAGGCCCCAGGAACAGAAAGUCAGAAUUUGCGAAAGGAAGCGAUAGUGAAGAUGAUUUCCUCCACAGGAGAAGCAAAACAAAAGCUGCUUCAGACUCAGAUUCUGACAGUGACAUUGGUGGAAAUGAAAACAAAAAGGCUGUAGCGGAUGACCUGUUCGGCGAAGCUGACGAUAUCUCCUCUGACAGUGAUGCAGAAAAGCCUCCGACCCCAGGACAGCCCAUGGAUACGGAAGAUGGUUUGGAAGGGGAGCAAGCAGAGGAGGAGCCUGUGCCUGAGACUCGUAUCGAAGUCGAGAUCCCCAAAGUCAGCACUGACCUUGGCUCUGACCUUUACUUUGUUAAGCUGCCCAACUUUCUCUCUGUGGAGCCCAGGCCUUUUGACCCACAGUACUAUGAGGAUGAAUUUGAGGAUGAGGAAAUGCUGGAUGAAGAAGGACGCACCAGGCUGAAGCUGAAGGUGGAGAAUACCAUUCGUUGGCGAGUCAAGCGCGACGAGGAGGGAAUCGAAACACGCGAAAGCAACGCACGCAUUGUCAAAUGGUCCGACGGGAGCAUGUCCCUCCACUUGGGGAAUGAAGUGUUUGACGUUUACAAAGCACCACUCCAAGGAGACCACAACCACCUGUUCAUCCGCCAGGGUACUGGCUUGCAGGGACAGGCUGUGUUCAAAACCAAGCUCACAUUCAGGCCUCACUCCACUGACAGCGCCACACACAGGAAAAUGACUUUGUCUCUGGCUGACCGCUGUUCCAAGACACAGAAGAUCCGAAUCCUCCCGAUGGCUGGACGAGAUCCAGAGUCGCAUCGCAAUGAAAUGAUUAAGAAAGAAGAGGAGCGCCUGCGAGCGUCUAUCCGUAGAGAGUCGCAACAGAGGAGAAUGAGGGAGAAGCAGCAUCAAAGAGGCCUGAGCAGCAGCUACCUAGAGCCCGAUCGCUACGACGAUGAAGAAGAGGGGGAGGAGUCCAUCAGCUUGGCGGCCAUCAAGGGCAAAUACAAAGGAGGAGGCGGCUUGAGAGAGGAACGAGCGAGGAUAUACUCAUCAGACAGCGAUGAAGGCUCUGAUGACGACAGGGCCCAGAGACUGAUGAAGGCCAAAAAGCUUGACAGUGAUGAGGAGGGUGAGGGGUUAGGCAAACGAAAGGCAGAGGACGAAGAGGAAAUAGCCACAAAGAAGGCCAAGAAAUAUGUAAUCAGUGAUGAGGAAGAUGAAGAUGAAGAAGAGGAGGAGGAGGAAGAAAGGGAAGAAGUGGAGGAAGAAGAAGACGAUGAAUAAAACGCUCUCAGUGCCCGGCCCAACAUCCAUCCCUUGUUUUGUAUAUAUUUUUAAGGAAAGCUCCGUGUAGGUGUGCACAAUUGUUGAUGUUGUGUACAGCUGAAGUGAGAAAUAAAUGUCUUAUGUAAUAAACAUUCCUAAAGCC